AGACAUUGCGCUCGAUAUCUCGACUCAAACAACAUGGCUGCAAGUUCGAAGCCUUUAGCCGCCCAGCAAAGACUGCCUAUGCCAUCCUCAGAGAACAAAGCGCAUCGUAGGGAUUGCGAACGUCUUACCCGUCCCCGAACCUCCCGUUUUGCGAAGAGUCUGGCGAUUGAGAAAGAGUCUACAGUUCGGACGGACAAUAAGCGACAAGAGGAACAAGCCGUGGAGGAGAAUUCGUUGCGAAGAAUCUUACGCCCUCGAACUGGCAGUCGCGAUGAAACAAAUACGCCCUCUGCCCAGAAAGUGGAGACGCGAAGGAGAUCUCGAGCAAUCAAAGCCGAGCAAGCCGCGGACCCCAGACGAUCUAAGCGGCCUCGAAAACUUGUCCAGCAGCCAUUACCUGUCCAGCACACCGAAGGCAGGAAGCGACGCCUGAAUAUCUCAGAAUCCGGCGCGACAGGUGCUUCUCGCAAACAGGCACGACACAAUCCUAACAAAGCCGCUGUUGACAACUCAACUGAACGAGAGGAGGCAGACAGCGUCGACGGCCAAAAAGAUCCCAUACUGUACUGGACAAAGACAGGACACUGGCCCAAAGGAUAUUCUGAGCAGAGUGACAAAAACAUGAGUCAUCUACUUGCCAGGCAGAAGUCCUCGGCCUCCCUUCGCCGGAGGAAAUCUCCGCUGGUCUCCGUUGAUCAAGCUUCUGUCGCGACGAGCUCUGUCGCGCCGAGCUCAACAACACCCAGCGACCAAAAGCCACGAGAAGUCAAGAGCGCUCCUUACCAAGAUCCACGUUAUGAGGCUUUACUUGCGACUAAGGGAAGCUUUAUGAUCAAAUCCGACCUUGACGUUGACGAAGGAAGUAAGACGCUUUGCCGCUCCUUGCUCCAGAAGGAGCAAACCGUUCACGAGCAGUCUUUGUUUCGCGACGACCUCUUCGAGCAAACCUUCCAAAAGAUUCAAAAUCGGAAUGAAGCUAGGGUUAUUCAAGACAUUAGUCGAUUAAUCGUACCUUCGGCGGAGGCCCUGACAACGUACGGAGCCAAGCAUCUGAAGUUCUUGAUCGAAAGUGUCAACGAAGGCUGGAACAACUCCUUUCCCUUGACAGGGACGCGUCCGCAGCCUGACUACUCUGUAGGAUUCAAGCGGGAAGCAUUUACCAACGAGCAGCUUGACAAGCUUGCCCCAUUCAUUGGCAAUUUCAUCUCCGGCGAUCAGUCGUACUUUAUGGCUACGUACUACAUGUACUUCCCGUUUCUUACCUGCGAGGUGAAGUGCGGUACUGCAGCGCUCGAUAUCGCGGACCGACAGAAUGCCCACAGCAUGACACUUGCUGUGAGAGCUACUGUCGAGCUCUUUCGACUCGUUGGCCGUGAGAUGGAGCUUCACCGUGAGAUUCUCGCUUUCUCAAUCUCGCAUGACCACAGGUCGGUGAGAAUCUAUGGUCACUACCCAGUCAUUGACGGGAAGGACACCAAGUACUACCGCCAUCCAGUACACACUUUCGAUUUCACAGCUCUUGAUGGAAAAGAGAAAUGGACGGCGUACAAGUUCACCAAGAACGUCUACGAAAUAUGGAUGCCAAAUCAUUUUAAACGGCUAUGUUCGGCUAUAGAUCAAAUCCCGGCAGACCUGGAUUUCAGCGUUCCACAACUUUCCCAGAGCUUCGGGCUUUCACAAGACCUGGAGCGCCAUCAUCUCUCGGGAUCGAGUCAGCCCGAUUCGCAAUUACAAGAGCUCAGUUGGCAAAGUACUGAAGGCGCAAGAGACACCACCCCAAAUACCUCCUUCACCGGCCGAGGCGCUUCGAAACGUCCCAGGAAACGGCUUGCUGCGGAGGAAUAAUGCGUGUUGGAAACUGUUUUGUAACACCGCGUAUAUAUCGGUAUUCAACCAACUCAAUUCACUCUGUGCUCUGCAAAGCUUCAAGUGCUCUGACAAGUCUAGAUAAUGUGUUCAUAUAGCUGUUGAUGUUGACCAGAGCGAGGUCAUUGAUAUCCUCGCUCAGCAUGAAGGAUGCCUUUUGUAUAGUUUGGCGAGUUACUCCUUUAACAUAUACCCCUUCUCGUUCUAGCUUCUACCAAGUCUGUUCAGCUUCUCCCCGUGGUCAUCAAUCCGUUUCCUCGUUUUGCCUUAAAUGGGGAUCAGCAAAAUCAAUA
Messenger RNA from Verruconis gallopava, 2159 nucleotides. RefSeq lists its product as uncharacterized. The record is from RefSeq and is a predicted model, not a curated record. The transcript has 3 exons. Bases 34 to 1845 code for a protein of 603 amino acids. Lineage: Eukaryota; Fungi; Ascomycota; Dothideomycetes; Venturiales; Sympoventuriaceae.